Molecule: messenger RNA, 759 nt
Organism: Didymella exigua CBS 183.55
Lineage: Eukaryota; Fungi; Ascomycota; Dothideomycetes; Pleosporales; Didymellaceae
Exons: 1
Coding region: 1-759 (252 amino acids)
Source: RefSeq, a predicted model, not a curated record
AUGUACAAGCAAAAGAAACUCGACUUAAAACCGUCGCUCGACCACAUCGACUACCGCGAUUACGAUGCAGAUCUCACAGACUCUGACGCACACUUCGGAACGGACACAGAAGCACCGACCUUCACAGGCCCACCCAAACCACCACUAGACAUGGCAGCCUACACUCAGCCAGUUUACGCCGGCACGACUCACAAUCCCACCGUCUUUUUAGCGAUCCUGCACAUCGCGCAGCGCAACCUUCCGGGCAUGGACUUCGUCAGCGCAUUAAACCACAUCCCCAACAUCCGACCUGCGGACCAGCUCCCCGUCUUAAUCCCCACUGCAUCAGGCAAUCUCGCACCCGCCCCGUUCCUUGACUCGCGGCCUCCAUACAAGAGACCAGGUGACGACGAUAUCAAUGUCGCCUUCCUGCCGUACUUCUACGGUGAAAGGCAUGGCAUUGCGUAUUGGCAAUAUAUCAAGGACUUCAAGCGUGGUAUUGCCCUAGGCAGCGCGUGCGUCACACCUUGCAGCGAAGAUGAUCUGAGGCAUUACGGGCUGGUGGAUUACAUCGCCGCUGAAGAUCUGGCUGGCUUUAUCAAGCAAGAUGGGGGCAGCGUGCGAGGCGUGGAUAUGAUGAGAGUAGUCGGGAUUGAGGAUGGAAAUUGGAUGCAGAGGGAUGUGGUGGAAGAUUGGACGGACUGGAGGGCAACGUUUAGGACGUGUGCUGUUCAUUGGGAGAGCAGGAUGAGGUUGAUGAGGGGCGAGCAUGAACGGUGA